AUGAAGCCAAACGGCGGCGGUUCGCUGCUCACGUCACCAGCCGCCUGGAACGCGAAGCUCACCGGUUGCUCGCUGUCGUUGCGCACAUCCACCUCUACGGCGCGGCGCGUGCCGGCGUAUGUCUUGGCGAAGCGCAGCGCGUGCAGCUCGUCGCCAGUGCGAGGGUCGAGCAGCGUGCCCUUGCUGUCCAUCACCUCCACCGCCACCGCAACGCUGCGCUGCGUCUCCUCGCCUGCCACGUCGACGUGCAGUUUCAGGCGAUGCGGGCCAACGUCAAGGCGCAGCAGCUCUACGUACACGUCGGAGGCGCCCAGCGGCGGCACGACGCACGACGAUGGGCUCACUUUCACGCCGGUCGCUUCGCGCGCGGGCGUGAUGCUCACACGCACCUCACGCCGUCCGCGGUUGGUGAAGCGCAGCAGCUUCGACAGACCCUGCCGGUUGCGCUCCACGCGUCCAAAGUCCACCAACUCGGGGAACUCGAGGUCCGGGCAGCACUUCGCCACGAGCGGCACCGUGAUGGACUCCUUGUCGGUGAAGACAACAAAACUGUCCUGA
Messenger RNA from Trypanosoma grayi, 558 nucleotides. RefSeq lists its product as hypothetical. The transcript has a single exon. Bases 1 to 558 code for a protein of 185 amino acids. The record is from RefSeq and is a predicted model, not a curated record. NCBI's taxonomy places the organism in Eukaryota, Euglenozoa, Kinetoplastea, Trypanosomatida, Trypanosomatidae.